GUGAAUUCCAGUCGGAGGCUUAGGUAAGUUUGGGAAGCUGCCUGACGGACGACUACCCAAUUUCCCAGCCCCUAAUUCGUUCCGAUUUCUCCUGUCCCUGCAACGUAAUGUUGGGCAGACAAUCGGGGAAGAGGAAGCGAUCGGAGAAGAGCCAGAUGAAGAAGCGAUCGGAGGAGAGCUGGGAACGGAGAAAGAAAGACGGAGCCGCCGCGGGCUAGAUAGCGGAAUUGGCGCGGGGAGAAUGAGGAGCGAACAAGGGAUUCUGGUGGGAUCAAGAGAGAAGGGAUUUCAGGGUGAGAGAGAUUUGGAUUGAUGAGGAUUCUGCUGUUCUUUUUUUUACUUCCCGUCUCUUUUCUGAAGAACGUGUCAAUGUGGUUAGUCCAGUUCUUUCUCUAUCAGUACUGUAUGUAUAGCACAUGGAUCCAUCUGGCACAUUCUGGCAAUGCACUGCAAAAGGGUAUCUCCAAGAGCAAUAUAACAAGGUCUAGGAAGCAAUGAUGUGAAGUUUAGAAGAAAACGAUGAACGCAUAGCUACAAAGCAGUAGACGCCAAUCAUAGUUGAAGUUAACUUAAUUAGCCUAUGUGAAUUGCAAUGCCUAAUAUAAGAUUCAUAUUUGGACCACUUCCUAUAAUUCUAGCGGGACGAAUUGAUUCUUGAUAUAGGGGGAAUAUUCUUAGUUGCAGAACAAAUUUCGAUAUAGGGGGUCGGUUCUGUAUUAACUUCAAGUUUAUGAUUGGUUUAUAAACCAAGAUAAUAAAUUUAUUGUAAGCAAGAUAAUAUCAACGAGACAGCAAGACUUCAAGCCUACCCUUUCUCCUGCCUAUAUAUGCAUAGAGAUCCCAGGUGAUAAUAUGCUUGACUGUCAAGUAGUCUAUAGCUAGCCAUAAGAGAGAGUUUACGAUCAAUAUGGUAGUUUCCCAAAAGACAGCAUAUUUUUGUUGGUUGAUUGGGUUCAUAAGGGUGAUGGUGGUGUUUGUGAUGAUCACAGAACGGAAGGGCUGUGAUGGUUGCUUGGAUAACGAGAGAGCUGGUCUUCUUCAUAUCAAGGCCUCCUUUGGUAAUUUGGAUUCCUGGGGCACAAAGGCAGGAAGGGCCAUUGAGGACGAAUGCUGCAACUGGGUAGGAGUUAGCUGCAAUCCAGCCACAGGAAGGAUUACUGAUCUCGAUCUCGACGAUAUCACUUCUCCUGAUGGUCAUGAUGAAUUCUACUUGAAUGCUUCUGUGUUCCUGCCUUUCAAAGAACUGAGAAGUCUUUCACUGGAGUACGGUUACCUGACUGGGUGCAUGGAGAAUGAAGGAUUCGAGAAAUUGUCGACACUUGCUCAUUUAGAACGUUUGGAUUUGAAUCAUAACAGAUUCAACAAUGAUAUUCUGUCACCUUUGAGCACUCUCGUAUCGUUGAAGCACCUGGAGCUUUAUGAGAACGAACUGUCAACUAAUGUUGCAGGCCUGGAAGAAUUAUUAAAACUUCCUAACUUGGAGCACUUGAAUCUAGGCCGUAACAAGAGGUUGGGAAACAGCAUUCUAUCACUUUUGAGUAGCAUCUCGUCUUUGAAGUCACUGACGCUAUCUGCAGUUGGAUUGAACGGGACAAUCAGCAUCUAUGGCUUAGGUGCUUUGAUCAAUUUGGAGGCAAUUGAUUUAACUGGAAACGACAUUGUAUUGAAAGAUUUGGAUGCCUUUACAAACUUGAAGACUCUUACUAUUGAUGCAAGCAGUCUUACAGAACUUCAAGGAUCUGACCUACAUUCUCAAGGAUGGCUGGUCAAGUUGGAAAAGUUGGAAAAUCUGACCAUAUCUGAUUCUAUUGCACAAGGCAACUUCCUUGAGACCAUUGGCACCAUGAUGACCAAUCUUAAGAGUCUAAUAAUUGAUGGUUUGUCUCUCAAUUCGACUCUUCCUCAAGGUUUAUGCAACUUGAAGGAUAUGGAAGUAUUAGACCUCUCGAGUAGCAACUUGAGAGGUGAGCUACCGUGGUGCCUAUCGAAUUUUACUUCACUUCGAGUAUUCGAUAUCUCUGGAAAUCGAGUGUCAGGAGAUAUCGCCCAGUCUCCUCUUACGACGCUCUUCUCCCUCGAGAAGAUCGACGUUUCUGGUAACGAUUUCCGAAUCCCGCUCUCCCUCUCCCCAUUUUUCAAUCAUUCCCACCUCCAGUUCUUUGAAGGGUAUGACAUUCAAGAGAUAUAUGGAGACCAUCAUAUCAAACAACAGCAACAUGGUGCACCACCAUUGCUACCACCUCUGUUCCAACUGGAAGUACUGGGUUUGUCUUCAAGGUACAAUGAUGGUGAAUAUGUUGGCUCAUUUCCCAACUUUCUCUACCAUCAACGUAACCUAGAACAUGUCUUCAUAUCGAACACCAGAAUGAAGGGAGUUGGGUUUCCAUGGUGGUUGUUGGAUAACAACACUAACUUGGUAGAGCUCAGUUUGGUCAAUUGUUCACUUUCAGGGCCUUUCGAACUGCCAAUCAAUCUCCAUCCCCAUGGAAGACUACAAGUAUUAGAUAUAUCCAGCAACAACUACAUCCAUGGCCCCAUUCCUCCUCAUCUUUGUGCAUUCCUUCCCAUGUUAGGAUUGUUAUACAUUUCCGACAAUCAGCUCUCUGAUAUUAUCCCUGAAGAACUCUCAAACUGCUCCUUUUUAGAAGUCCUAGAUGCCAGUAACAAUCGUCUCUCGGGCGAGAUUCCAGGACGAGUUUUCGAUAUGCCCGAGCUCUCCCUCCUCGACUUGUCGAGGAAUAAUAUCACUGGAAGUUUGCCACUAGGUUUCAUUUCUCCAUGGAUAUCUGAAGUUUACUUGUCGAGAAAUCGACUGCAAGGAACCUUAUCAUCACAUGGAGCAGAGCCUGGGAAUUAUAUGUUGGAAGUCUUGGAUCUUAGCCACAAUAACUUCGAGGGUGCCAUACCCAAAUGGAUUGCAGGAUUCCCUCAGUUAACCUAUCUCUUGUUGAACAACAACCGGUUUACAGGUGAAGUUAUGAUGGCUUUUUGCUUGGAGCAGUUGAGGUUGAUUGAUGUUUCUCAUAAUCACCUGUCUGGUCACCUUGCCUCUGCAUUCACAUCCAACACCAGUUGUGGUGAUAGAAUGAACUACAUCUCCCCUUCUCGAAGUCUUGAAUUCGUCAGCAAAACACAUUUGUAUACUUAUAAUGGUGUGCCCCUUGACUUGAUGUGUGGCAUGGAUUUCUCAAGCAACAGUUUUGCUGGGGAGAUCCCUCUUCAGAUCGGUAGCGACCUCAUCGAAAUCAAAGUGCUCAACUUAUCAUACAACAAGCUGACGGGAUCGAUCCCUUCCACUCUGUCAAACCUGCAACAGAUCGAGAGUUUGGAUCUUUCGAACAACAAUCUCAGUGGGGUGAUUCCGCCUCAACUCACCGAGCUAAGUUAUCUUGCAUCUUUCAGUGUGGCAUACAACAAUUUGUCUGGUAACUGUCCUAAACAGACUGCACAGUUCAUUACUUUUGAUGAAAGCAGCUAUCGAGGAAAUCCUUUCCUUUGCUGCACUUUCCCUAUACGACCAGAAGAACCAUUACCAGGGCCAUGGGGGUCUUAUGACAGAGAUGACGAUGGUGAUGGAGGAGGUUUUGUUGAUAUGGAGACGUUCUAUAUAACUAGUGGAGUGACUUAUGUUAUGAUAUUGUUGAUAAUUGCUAGUGUUUUGUAUAUAAAUCCGAACUGGCGACGAGUAUGGUUCUACUAUGUCGGAGUCACCAUUACUAGUUGCCAUCAUUUUACUGCAAACAAUCUUCCUGUGUCGACCGAGUACAAAAUGUGGAAGUUUCGUGCAUAGUAGUAUUGAAAUUCUUUCAUUUUAAGUCUUUUUUAUAGUGGAAUUUCGUGUAACCGUCAUUAUAAUUCCUAGU
Molecule: messenger RNA, 3863 nt
Organism: Linum tenue
Lineage: Eukaryota; Viridiplantae; Streptophyta; Magnoliopsida; Malpighiales; Linaceae
Source: the annotation of a GenBank genome assembly